AUGCUCGGCUGUGGAGACGCGGUGUCGCUGGACUUCAUGGUUGGAAGCAAUGGAGGACAUGAGGAGGUGCGGUGCGACCUGGAGCAGGAGCCACCACAGUCCGCCAUCCUUCCGCCAACGUCCAGCGAAGCUUCGCUGUCUUCACCAUCGGGGAACAUUCACGGGGAUCGUGCCAUUCUAAAUGGCAUCUGCGGAGCGGGCCACGGCAUGUCCGCGCACACAAGUAUAUCGAACAGCAUCAACCUACACAGGAGCAGGAGCCACCACAGUCCGCCAUCCUUCCCGCCAACGUCCAGCGAAGCUUCGCUGUCUUCACCAUCGGGGAACAUUCACGGGGAUCGUGCCAUUCUAAAUGGCAUCUGCGUUGGAAAUUCUCUCGCAACUAGUGCUCUCUUUUCCAACGACAUAAGCGGAACUGUGCUUCGUCGUGUUGCCAGGAUGAUGGCCGAAGAGCUUCACGCGCUGCAGCAUCAGGAGCGUUUGGCCAAGGGCUCGGUUCGUGAUGUGGCUACGCAGACAACAGAACGAGGCGUGCGUUCCGUUCUGUGACGAGACUCUAUACACGAGGAGU
Rhipicephalus microplus (southern cattle tick) is the source of this 571-nucleotide messenger RNA. RefSeq lists its product as uncharacterized. The record is from RefSeq and is a predicted model, not a curated record. Lineage: Eukaryota; Metazoa; Arthropoda; Arachnida; Ixodida; Ixodidae.